AUAUUGUAACAAGAGAGUCUUGUUCGUGAGAGAGAGAGUGACUAGAGAAAGACCAUGGCCGAGAACUCGAUGGAAGAAGAUCAAAGCAUUGCGCGGACGCAUUUGCAGUUACAGAGAUCUCUAAAAUGGCUCGAUGAAGUCACGAAUGGUGCCAUCGGUUACGAGCUCGAGGCUCGAAGCCUUCGUGGUCUUCAGGUCAUCAAAGCUCAGACCGGUUUCUUACGUUGUAGCUUCAUCGUUCCCGCCACCGCUUCCGAUAUGAAUGGGAAUCGGCAUAUAGGAGCCAUAGCCACAAUAAUCGACAACGUUGGUGGCGCCGCCAUAUACUCCACCGGUCACCAUCUAAAAGUCACCGUCAAUUUCAACAUUCAAUAUCAUUCUACGGCUAAGAUUCAGGAAGAAGUAGAGAUAGAAGCAAAGGUAAACGGAGACAGAGGAAAGCUGACAUCAGUGGUGAUCGAGGUUCGAAACAAGUCGAACAAUGGACGGUUGAUUGCAAUUGCUACUCAGUGGACGGCUGCUAAUGACUAUCGAUCACCUCAGCCUCAAGCUAAGCUCUAACAAUUUACUAUGGAU
Messenger RNA from Hibiscus syriacus, 576 nucleotides. RefSeq lists its product as uncharacterized. Gene Ontology annotation, molecular function: fatty acyl-CoA hydrolase activity. The transcript has 3 exons. NCBI's taxonomy places the organism in Eukaryota, Viridiplantae, Streptophyta, Magnoliopsida, Malvales, Malvaceae. The record is from RefSeq and is a predicted model, not a curated record. Bases 55 to 561 code for a protein of 168 amino acids.